AUGACCACCCAGAAAGUCGCCCUCAUCACCGCCGGCUCAGCCGGUCUCGGCGCCCAGAUCGCCCGCGUAUUCGCACCUGACUUCAGAGUUGUCAUCAACUACGCCAACAACGCCGAUCGCGCACAGGCCCUGCUGCAAGAGCUCCACAACAUUCCGCUGGCCACCAGUGUCCCCGCCGCGUCUGCCGCCACACCGCGUUUCCAUGCCAUCCAAGCCGACGCCGGCGACAAGGCUUCGGUCCAGGAGCUUGUCGCCGAGACGGUCAAGACCAUGGGCCGCCUGGACGUCGUUGUCUCAAACGUGGGCUGGACGCGCAUUACGAACCUUCUGAACUUUGACGAGGGCGUGGUCGAGGAGGACUGGGAUAAGUGCUUCGUCUACAACGUCAAGACCCACAUGUGGCUGGCAUACGCUGCCAAGAAACACCUCGACGAGACCGAAGGUGCUUUCAUCACCACCGCUUCCGUGGCCGGUGUCAAGCCGAGCGGCAGCUCUUUGCCCUACGGUGUGACCAAAGCAGCGCAGAUUCACCUGGCGAAGACGCUCGCUGUCAUCUGCGCUCCGAAGAUUCGCGUAAACUCCGUCAGCCCGGGCUUGCUGAUGACGGAAUGGGGCGCCAAGUUCCCCGAGGCCAAAAUCAAAAAGUCAAUCGAGAACACCAAGUUGAAGCGUUUGGCUACGGUUGAGGAUGUAGCGAAUCAAGUGCGGACGCUCGCGCUGAGCCAAUCAGCCACCGGAGGCAACUACCUUAUCGAGAGCGGCAUGACCCUUUAG
This is a messenger RNA of Lasiodiplodia theobromae, 774 nucleotides long. Its product is annotated as Short chain protein. The coding region runs from base 1 to 774 and encodes 257 amino acids. The record is from RefSeq and is a predicted model, not a curated record. NCBI's taxonomy places the organism in Eukaryota, Fungi, Ascomycota, Dothideomycetes, Botryosphaeriales, Botryosphaeriaceae. The transcript has 5 exons.